UCAAUAGAUAAGUCUGACCAAAUAAAUGUGCAAAUCGCAGGGGACCAGUCAACGGAAGGUGGCGCUGCCAAUCAAAAAUGGCUGUCUGCGAUCACUUCGUGCGUUUGUAAGAAGACUAAUUCGAGUUUAAGGAGCUUGAAUGGAGAACAUGACCAUAGACAAUUGGCUGUGUUAAAUUGUAUACUACAAGGACAUUAUCUCAGGCAUUAUGGCGGACGGUCAAGUCAUAGCUGGUGGAGUAAGCCAGCUUCCUGGUACAAAUGGUGGAGUUAUUGCCCCUGAAGGUUAUGAUCCUAACCCUCAACCAGAGGAAGAGGACGUUCCAAUGUUAGAUAUUAAUAUAAACAAUGUUGUAUGCAGCUUUAAUACCAAGUGUCAUCUGAAUUUGAAAAGAAUUGCCAUGGAGGGUACAAAUGUAGAAUAUCACAGACAACAUGGGAUGUUAAAUAUGAGAUUAAGAAAUCCUUACACUACAGCCAGUGUGUGGUCUUCUGGUAAGAUCACAUGCACAGGGGCCCUGAGUGAAGAGUUUUCCAAAAUAGCUGCAAGGAAGUUUGCAAGAAAAAUACAGAAAAUGGGAUAUAAAGUAAAGUUCACCAAUUUCCGUAUAGUGAACGUCCUUGGAACAUGUUCACUGCCAUUUGCCCUUGAUAUUACUAAAUUUUCCAUGGAACACAAGGAAGCCAGUUAUGAACCUGAGCUGCAUCCAGGUGUUACUUACAGAAUAAAAAGUCCCAAGGCUACACUGAAAAUAUUCUCCACCGGCAGUAUAACUGUCACAGCCCCACGGGUAGCAAAUGUACAGUCAGCAAUAGAAUAUAUAUAUCCAUUAGUGGCAGACUUUAAUGCUGGACCUAGAUCUGUAAAAACUUCUUCUAGUGUGAACAAUGUGAUGAACAAAAGACUACAGGCUGAGCGCAAAGUCGUCGAUGAUGAAUCGGAUUUUGACGGAAGUAGUAUGGAAGACAGUGACGGAGAUUUUGACAGUGAUGUUAGUCAUGAUUAAACGCGCGAAGUUAGUCAAAAGUUAAACAUCUGUGGUGAUUCGUAUAAUUGUGUUUCUUAUCGUUGGAGUCUUUGUUGUUACAAAAUAUUUGUACCGAGCGUCAUCGAAGUAAUAGAAUUUUCACGUUGGAUUAAUUUGUGAAAUAUCUUGUUCAUAAUUAUGCUUUGUUAUCGGAAACUUUGGGACCGAUGUUUUGGUGUGAUGUUGUUGAGAAAAUGUACGUGUUCUGUGUUAGUAUGAGUGGAUGUGUUAAGAUAUUAUCACGGUUAUUUCCUGCAUUGAAUUUUUGUAGUUGAACAUUUGUUACUUAUUUACUCUGUGGCUUUUUACAUGCAUAUGUAGUUACUGACAGAACGAUUUGUUGAAUAUAAGUGUACUGUGAAUGGAUUAUCAUUUAUAUGCUCUGUUAUUUCUUGUAUAUAUGAUGGAAAAUCUUGAAAAAUGUUUUUUAUAGGGUAAGAAUUUAGUAUGAAUAUAGUUACGGGCAUUUUUUAUACUUAAUAAAGUUAACACUUCUUUUACGCUAUUCCUGUCAAAGGAGACUUACCUGUCUUGACAUUAAUUCUAUUGUCGGUUAUUUUUAUGUAGAUUUGAUUGAAAAAAUGCAGUUAGAACAUGCUUCCAGAUUCAUGUUUUAAAUGUAUGUCGUUUAAACAAUUAAAACAUAUCAUUUUUAGCUAAAGUAUAAAUAUUGUGGUUUUUGCAAGUGCGAGUUAUUUGGUAUUCAUAUAAGUCACUUAAUAAUUUAGAAAUUACUGUGUUUUAAAGUAGGAAAAAUGGAAAUGCAGUCAAAUACAAAUGGCACAGUAUCCUAAAAUGCUGUUGAUGAUAAUACUUACAAAAUAUUGUUUCUCAUUCACUUAUCUUGGGACAUAUAGAUUUAAAAGAGUUGAACCUUAAAUAUUUUAAUUAAAAGGUAAGAAUUGUCUCUAUAAAAGAAUGAAUUUAUUAGAAUUUCACCUUGUAAACAACCUCACCUGGUUUUAUUUAAAGAGCCACUUGACAAAACAAUUUGGAUAAAACUUUUUAAAAAAGUUGAAGUAUGACAUAACAAUUUGAACACAUUGAAGUGCUAGUAUUUCUACAUAUUUUAUUUUUGCAAGGUAUAUUUGUAAAUAUUUUGUGUAUUUGGAUGUUAAUGAACAUUGAUAAGAUCAAGUCUUUUUACUUUAAGAUCCUUGAAGUUACAUGUUGUAUUAAAGGAACUCCGCUGAGGUUCCAAAGGCAUAAAAGUAUUUUGAAAAAAGUUGAAAAUCUUACAAAUCUGAAGUGAAGCACUUAAAAUGGAAAAAUCUUUGAUGGAUAACAAAGAACUAUACUCGAAUUAAGUUAAUUCCUUUAUUAGCCGGAUUUUAAUGAAAAGCGUUGCAAUGCUAAUUGGCCAUUUUUCACAAUAAAAAAGAUUAUUCUGAAAAAAAAACAGGGCGAGGGCAUGAUCUGAAAAUAUGCAUGACCUAAAUAAACAGGUACACAGAUCUCGGAUUAAAUACAUGUGUAUUUUCCUCCCAUCAUGUUAAAAAACCUCAGUGAAGUCCCUUUAAUGGGCGAUAUUCAUGUUUUUUUAAUAGUGCUUAUAUUGUACAGGGCUUUAUAUACAUGUAAUAGUGCUUACUCUUUAUGAUGAAUAAUUUGUUGUUUGUUUUUGCUUGAUUUUUUUGUUGUCAUGUGUAUUGUAAGACACAGUUGUACAUACAUUUAUAUUGAUAAAAUGCAUUUACUUCCUAAAUAUGUUAAGUCAUUGAGUGAUUUAGAAUGUUUUUUUCUCUACCGCGCAUCUGUCUUCUGGUAUUCCUACAAUUUGUUCUAAUAAGGGAUUAUAGACCCUUUUUUUUCAUCCUUUUGAUACUCCUUCUAUCCACCAUUACAUAUGAGCCGCGUCAUGACAAAACCAACAUAGUGGGUUUGCGACCAGCAUGGAUCCAGACCAGCCUGCGCAUCCGCGCAGUCUCAUCAGGAUCCAUGCUGUUCGCUUACCAACCCUAUUACAAGUAGAGAAAUUGAUAGUGAACAGCAUGGAUCAUGAUCAGACAUCGGAUCUGGAUACAUGCUGGUCACAAACCAGCUAUGUUGGUUUUGUCGUGACACAGCUCAUAUGUCUUGAAAUGUUUACUGAAAUAAUCUGUUCACAUCCGGAGUAUGUUCAAUGCUGUUUACUUUUACUAAUUCAUGCCUCAUUUUGUUUCUAGCCCGAGCUAAUCAAAUGUAUAUUACUUUCAAUGACAACAUUUUUUAUAUCGUCACUCAAAGACAUUUUUCCCCCCUUUCAUGUACAGUCAAAAAACUGUGAUAAAUAUGUAUAUAUACAAAACAUGAUGUGAGUGUAAGUUUUGAAAUAUCAUUUCAUUCUAUUUUUGUUCAUUAAGGGCAUUAAUUUUUGUAAUACAUUUUUCUUCACCUUAACAUAUUGAUUACUGAGUAACAGUAACAUUUUCAGAUAUUAUUAAACCCUUAACCUGCUGUUCAAAACAGUAAGUGAAGUUUUUAUCACUGAUGCUGUCUGACCAGGCUCUAUACUGUUGGCUGAAUGACUUCAAAUUUUCAUCUUGAUAUCCCCCCAAAAAAUGACAAUGAACAGUUCUAAAAAUAGAAGCUGGAUAAGUCCAUUUAAGAAAUUUAGCAGGUUUCGGGUAAAUGUUAAAUCAAAUUUAUCAUUAUGUGGUAUACAUUAAACCCGACACCGUCGCAGAUAUUUCUUAACACCCUGUGAAUGCUACACAUAAUAAAACUUUCCCGUGCCGCUAGCGUACAAACAAUUUAAAUUGUUACUGGCAUUGAAGGCUCGACAAUUGUGUUUUUUAGCAAAGCAAGGGUUAUGUGUCAUACUCAUGAUUUUUGCAAGUCAUUUUUGUAAAUUUUAGAUAAUUUCUUUGUUAUUUGAAUAAAUCACAUUAAAUUAAUAAAUGUGCUGUUAAUUGUGUUGAUGAAUUAAAACACAGGUGUUUAAGAUGUUGUCAGUUUGAAAAGAUACUGAUUUACUGUCAUUUAGCAAUAAAAUGGUUAUAUUUUAAAGAAAAGGUUCACCUGUACUCAAUUACUUAUUAUGUGAUAAUGUUUUAAAGUGAAGUGAAUUACCUUCCCUCAUACAGUAAAUUUACCUGUUUGGGCUUAAUUGAAUGCUAGUUCAAUGCAGCCUAUUUGUGCUUUAAUUUAGAAUUUUAUUGAUGGGGAUUUUGAAAGGUUCUUAACUUUGAGCUUUAGAGGACCUAUAUUACAUGUGUUAUAGAAAUGUGUUGGACAUUACUUGUAAGAGCAGUUAUUGGGUAAUUUAUAAGAAUUUUCAGUAUAAAUCUAGAGAUAUAGUAUUCCAACAGUUAUCAUUCAUCAAUUAAAAACAAUUGAUUAUUUGAAAAAGAAAAACAAGAAUGGGCUUUCUUGCUUCAUUUUUGAAACACGAUACAAAAUGAAACUUACAUUUUUCUGGUAUGUUUGUAUGUUAGAGAUAUGUUGAUACAAGAUUCAUUUUAUUUUGUGCAUUUUUCUGACGAAUUCCAUGUUCAUUUUUUCAGUUAUUUCAUUAAAGAGGUCAUUGCAAUGAUACAAUAAAGGUUAUAAUAAUGUAA
Molecule: messenger RNA, 4566 nt
Organism: Ruditapes philippinarum (Manila clam)
Lineage: Eukaryota; Metazoa; Mollusca; Bivalvia; Venerida; Veneridae
Product: TATA box-binding protein-like 1
Exons: 6
Coding region: 209-1006 (265 amino acids)
Biological process (GO): DNA-templated transcription initiation
Molecular function (GO): general transcription initiation factor activity; DNA binding
Source: RefSeq, a predicted model, not a curated record